Molecule: messenger RNA, 3612 nt
Organism: Cylindrotheca closterium
Lineage: Eukaryota; Bacillariophyta; Bacillariophyceae; Bacillariales; Bacillariaceae
Source: the annotation of a GenBank genome assembly
AUGAUGAAACGCUUACAAUCAUCACCACGCCACAAGGUUACACGAAAGCACCACAGUGGUUCCACAGAUUCCACUGCCGACCACCAUGCAAAAGAUACCGACUCGCUGCAUUCUGAUUCUGACAGAAGUACAUCCGAGUCAUUUGAAAAAAGAACGGAAAGCGAGUUUGAACGAAACUCCAUUCGAUGCAUUCGUUACUUCAUUGGAUUCCUCAUGAUUGGAGUGACCGCCUCGGGUGUCUUCUUGAGCUACAAGUAUCUAAAAGAUCAACAGGACACGAACUUUACUAUGGAGUUUAAUGUCAUUGCCAACGACAUACAACACUUGAGCUCUGAUCGUGUUACCGAACUUCUGGGCGAUACUCAAUCGCUCGCCCACUCCAUCACCACAAUGGCCAUCAACUCUGGCGUUGACUGGCCCUACUUUACCGACCCGAACUUUGGCUUUGUGGUUUCCAGUUUUAUGACACUCACCGACACCCAUGUGUUGAGCCUGGCUCCCAUCAUUCAUGACGCGGUUGAAAAUGCCAACUGGACAAAGUACGCUCAAGCCAACAAGGAUUGGAUACAGCGGGGCUUGGAAUUUGAAAAGAGGGAGCCUGUAGAGAAUGCUACCUUCUUUCCAAGCACCUAUCGAAUGUCUGCUGGGGUCAAGAUACCUGAAAGGGGCCAAGGACCAUUUCUUCCAGUUUGGCAGACUGCCUAUACACCGGACGACGGAGGAGUUGUCAACUUUAAUCUUCUAUCGGACGAACACUAUUCCACAGUUUUCGACUCGGUCCUUGAAGGAAAGAAAGCUGCCAUGACCGACACUUCGCAUCACAUUAUUCCUAUCUACUCGUCAAACGUUGAUUUUGAUGAGCUCCAUGACUUUCGUCAUGACAUGCAUCACGAGGAAACACCCAAUAGCUUGCUACUCUAUCCAGUCUUUAAAGAUUCUACGGAAGACGAAAUCGUCGCAAUCUUGAACGCAGACUUUGAUUGGGUAACGGCAUUUGCUCUGUCCACGGACGAGGAAAUGCCAGCCGUGGAUGUCGUGGUGGAUGAUAUGUGUGGACAAACCUUUACUAUCCAAGUCAAGGGAAACGAUGCGCACUUUGUUGGAUUUGGUGAUCAUCGCGAUCCCAAUUACGGCCACUUUUGCCACAAGUUUGAGUUUGCACCAUCUCUCGAUAUGCAUCAUACCGGAGGGGAUGAGUGUUCCUACAUGAUUCAUAUCCAUGCGACCAAAGAGUUCUCCGAGAAGUACCACACAAGCCUUCCUAAAAUGGCAGCAAUUUUGAUUGCUGCCAUUUUCCUCUUCAUGAUCCUAAUUCUCUACCUUUACGACGCAGCUGUCAAUGCCAGACAAAAGAGAAUUUUGAAGGUUGCUUCCAAGUCCGAGAAGCUUCUUUCUGUGCUUUAUCCCAAGACCAUUCGUGACCGAUUAUUCCAUGUGAAUUACAACAGUGACGAUGAUUCCACCGCGGGGGAAGGUGGCAAACAAAGUGAUCUAUUGAAAAAGGCAACCAAAUAUCAGCUGAAGACCUUCAUGGCGACGGCACUACCCACCGGAAAAGCAAAUUCGCUGGAAUUCUUUGAUUCCAAACCAAUUGCAGAUCUCUUUCUCCAUGCUACAGUCUUGUUUGCCGAUAUCUCUGGUUUCACGGCAUGGAGCUCGGUCCGCGAGCCAUCUCAAGUAUUCACACUGCUUGAGACGGUAUAUCGGGCCUUUGAUGUUAUUGCCAAACGCCGAAAGGUCUUCAAAGUGGAGACAGUAGGUGAUUGCUACGUGGCAGUUACCGGUCUGCCUGAACCAAGAAAGGACCAUGCCUGUAUCAUGGCUGGAUUCGCUCGAGAAUGCGUUGACAGGUUUGGAGAAUUGGUGGGAGUCCUCGAAACGACCCUGGGACCUGACACUGGUGACUUGGGCAUUCGUGUUGGAAUUCACAGUGGACCAGUCACAGCUGGUGUGCUCCGAGGUGACAAGUCUCGUUUCCAGCUCUUUGGAGAUACGGUCAACACUGCCUCACGCAUUGAGGCUACUGGAAGACGCAAUCGGAUUCACAUUUCGGAAGAGACUGCCGACCUCCUUGCGUUGGCAGGCAAGGCCGAUUGGCUUCGCCGAAGAGAUCAAUUGGUGACAGCAAAGGGCAAGGGGAAUCUCCAAACCUUUUGGCUCAUGACCAAGCAGGACUGCAAACUACAUGAACUUGGUUACACUACCGCUGAGUUUCAACAACCCGAACAACAGAGCUUGGAAAUGUCUCUGCCCGAAGAAAUCACUCAAGCAUCCCUCAACUUAUCGACAAGUUCUUAUGAAGACAUUGAAGCCUUGCUUUCGCCCAAGAUGAAACGUCUCUGUCAAUGGAACGUGGAUGUCUUGGCUCGUCUUUUGAAACAAAUCGUGGCCCAUCGACUUGCAUCGCAAAGCAAUCACCACAAAACCUUGUACGACAAGGAACUCACCAUGAGAGAAGGCGAGAUCCGUUGUCAAUUCAUGGUACUGGACGAAUUGGUGGAAACCAUUCCGUUGCCCGGGUUUGAUCAAAAAGUGUACAAACGCCAACAAAAUCCAGACGAUAUAGUGCUGCCAGAAGCCGUCAUGGAACAGAUGAAAUUGUAUGUGGCCUGUGUGGCCGCCAUGUACCGGGACAAUCCCUUUCACAACUUUGAACAUGCGUCGCAUGUCAUGAUGUCUGUUUCCAAACUACUGAGUCGAAUCAUUGCGGCCGAUGAAAUCUUGAAUGCCAAUGAAAAUGCUGCCAAAUCUCACGACUUUGGUUGGUCUCUUCAUGAUCAUACCUAUGGCAUCACUUCGGACCCCAUGACGCAAUUCAGUGUCAUUUUAGCCGCCUUGGUUCAUGAUUUGGACCAUUUGGGAGUCUCCAAUUUCCAACUCAUCAAGGAAGAUCACAAAUUGGCGCACAUUUUCAAGAACAAGAGUGUGGCCGAACAAAAUUCCAUUGUCUUGGCCUGGGACACGUUGAUGCAUCCACGCUUUUGCGAAUUUCGUCGUACCAUUUACGCCACUCCCUUUGAACUGGAGAGAUUCCGUCAAUUGAUGGCGAAUACCGUCCUGGCGACGGACAUUUUUGAUAAGCAAUUGCAAACCUUGCGAAGGAAUCGUUGGGAAAUGUCCUUCAGUGGUCCCAAACCAAUUACAAGAGACGAGACCAAGGACAAUGUGAAUCGCAAGGCUACCAUUGUGAUUGAGCAUUUGAUCCAAGCUUCGGAUGUGGCUCAUACCAUGCAGCAUUGGCACAUUUAUCGCAAGUGGAACGAACGGUUGUUUCAUGAAAUGACUGUUGCCUACAAGGCUGGUCGGAUGGAAAACAAUCCUGCCGAAAUGUGGUACAAGGGCGAACUCGGAUUCUUUGACAAUUACAUCAUUCCAUUGGCCAAAAAGUUGAAGGAAUGUGGCGUCUUUGGAGUGGCCAGUGACGAAUAUUUGAAUUACGCCAUGGAAAAUCGUCGGGAAUGGGAAGAAAAGGGAGAAGCCUUUGUGAAGGAAUUGGUGCAAAAGUACCAUACCGAAGAACGAGAGGAUACCAACAAGUUGGUCCAAAGUCACCGACGCAAUCCCAAGCGUAUGAGUUUGGACUUUUCCAAACCACAAUUCAACCUAAGGUGA